AUGAACUGGGUGAACAUACGGACAGAUGCACAGAUGGAUGGAUGGAUGGGUAGAUGGCUGAAAAAAAAAAAAAAAGUUGAAGUUUGCAAACGAAAUGUCUGUUUAGUUGGCUGUUUUGAUACCGCUCAUAAGUCACGACAGUUGGAUAUGAAACAGCAAAAAGGGAAGGCUGAAACUAGUAGAGGAUUAGCAAAAAAAGGGCAUAAGAAAGGAGAGGGCGAAGGGAUUUGA
Molecule: messenger RNA, 231 nt
Organism: Enterobius vermicularis (human pinworm)
Lineage: Eukaryota; Metazoa; Nematoda; Chromadorea; Rhabditida; Oxyuridae
Source: the annotation of a GenBank genome assembly